UUAUGCAGUUAACCGUCCUUGGAUUGAACAUCGCUGUCGCUCUUGUUGCAGUGCAGGCGACGUCAGAGAGCAGAAGUAAGAGACAAGUUGUCGGACCCGAAGUACUUCCGAACUCGGUAGUGAGAGUACCGUUCACGAUGUGCCAGGCUAAUUUCAACGACAUGGUUCCUUGCACGGUGUCCCCACUCGCAGUAGACUGUUUCCAAGCGAAAGGAACCUGCUGCCGGGGAGCGUGCGUCUGCAACUCUUAUCCGAACCCAUGCAUCAUGGAGGUUAACCCAUACAUGGGGCGUCGAAAGCGUGCUGUCCUGGCGCGUUCCUACUCACACGAUAUUAAUCGAUGCAAGCAUUCCUGCCUUCGAGGCUGCGGUACGCCUUACUGUUCGCCAGGUUCCAGCCGGAACUCCUGCAAAAAGGCGUGCCUGCAGAGGUGCCUUGAAGAGUGCGACAAUUGACAGGGGUGGAGCUCUUUCUUCUGAUGAAUCUACCGAUUAUCAGUGAGCUAAUAAA
Molecule: messenger RNA, 510 nt
Organism: Rhipicephalus sanguineus (brown dog tick)
Lineage: Eukaryota; Metazoa; Arthropoda; Arachnida; Ixodida; Ixodidae
Exons: 4
Coding region: 3-455 (150 amino acids)
Source: RefSeq, a predicted model, not a curated record